Messenger RNA from Drosophila busckii, 1943 nucleotides. RefSeq lists its product as uncharacterized. Gene Ontology annotation, molecular function: oxidoreductase activity. The record is from RefSeq and is a predicted model, not a curated record. The coding region runs from base 163 to 1449 and encodes 428 amino acids. NCBI's taxonomy places the organism in Eukaryota, Metazoa, Arthropoda, Insecta, Diptera, Drosophilidae. The transcript has 3 exons.
UCUUUGGAAGUCAGCUCCAGCAGUUCAUAGUAGCUGAAGUGAGUUAGCGAAUUGAAAAAGAAAAAUCUGUGGCAUGCAACAGCAAAAGUGCUUAAACUAAAUAUAAAAAAAAUAAAAGUGUCAAUUAAAUACAGACUAUUUUGAAAGAAAAAAGUGUUAAAUAUGCCGGUCGAUAUUUGCAGUCAACAGCACAAUCUAAUGGGUGCCAUAAGUGGAACUCCAGAUACCUCGUCUUUGUCACUUAACACAUUAUCUUUGACAAACGGCUUGCCGCCCACAGAUCCUGAGCAUCAUCAUCAUACAGCACACAAUAUGAACAAGUUGUGCCGUCAAGUGUCAAUUGAGUCGCCCGGACCGGGUGCCAAGAACUGUGUUUUUAACUUUUUUGUGCCCAUUGAGGAUACCCCAGCACAUGGCGCGCGCAUUAAGAUUGUUUGCGCUGGCGCCUGCUACCGUCGUCGUGAUCGCGCCAAUUCAAUUACCAGCGUAUCGUCAGUCUCAUCUGAGCUGAGCGACUACUGUCCAUCGCUGACGUCCAUGGCAUCGCCGGCUAUUCGCGAGGGCUCGUUCUUUUCCGGCUUCGAGGUGGCUGGCGUUAUAGAGGCGCUCGGCUCGGAGAUAACAGAGUCCAACAAUCGUGGCCUGCACAUUGGACAGCGUGUGAUUGUUUUUCCUUUUGAUGAAACUCCAGCUGGCUAUGCCGAGCUGAUGGUCGUGCCGGACUUGGAGCACAUUGUGCCCAUACCAGAUAACCUGAAUAUGGCUGAGGCUGCUAUGUUGCCAACAGGUGCACUGCUGGCCAUGAAUGCGGUGUUCAAGGCACAAGCUGUAGUCACAGAGAUUCUGGCACAGCGCGCUGCAACUGAUUCGAACAAGAAAUGCAGAAUCCUAAUUGUGGGCACUGGUGGUCUGGCCCUCUGGGCCGUGCGCAUUGCCUCCUAUCACUUUGCAGCGACAGGUGCGGAUAGUGUGGACAUAACAGUGGCUAGUAUCAGAGACGAGGGUUUCCGUUUGGCCACAGAGAUUAAGAAUGUCAGCGUUGUGCAGUGGAACGAAUGUUUGUAUGAGCCACAGCUCAUUGAGCGCACCAAGGAUGUGUGCGGCGGACCCGUGGAUGUUGUCAUUGACUUUGGCACCACAUCCAGAAGUCUGCAUCGGUCCAUGCAUUGCCUGUCCAAGGGCGGCGUGGUGCUCAUCAGCGACGAGGUGGCCGAAAAGCUGCUGCCCAAAUUCUCGCGCCUGUCUAAUGAGUACCAGCAGGAGAUUAUACCCAUAUCGAAUGGCACGGCGGAGCAGCUGGCACAGCUGGUCGAAUUGGUGGCCAAUAAAAAGAUUGAGCCACCGCCAUACUCGGUGUUCCCCUGCGAACAGGCUGCUGAGGUUAUACAGAAGUUGUGCAAUUCGGAGAUACCUGGUCGCGCUAUUUUACGCUUCCACGAUAUCGAAUAGAGGGCUCUAGUUCUAGUGCAUACUUAAAAAACUAUCAAUGCAUUAUUUCAUCAUAUUUGUACUAUAUGGAUAACUGUUAAUUUAACUCAAGAGACAGCUCCAGUCAGACAGUCAGCACCUGCAGCACUCUCGUUAACAUUUAGCGUACCCAGUUAAUGUGCUUAAUAAUUUUUUAUGUAUAUUUUUAUUUAUCGUAAGUUAACCUGUUUAAUUUGGUCUGAUUUGUUUUGAAAUCUCUCUUGAGCUUGAGGCCAGUGAUGUUUCAUAUACUAAUUUAGUUAUUUUAUAAUGAAUUUAUUUUUUUUAGUAUUAUACAUAGCUUGUGAUUGAUUUCUAAUGUAAGCAUAAACACAAUACACACAAAUUUUAGUUGUUCAGCUGCUUUAUUGUAUUAUUUAUAUUAGUAGCCACACAUAUAAGCGCAGAUAAAGCUCUGAAUAAAUGUUAUACAUAAAAAAUAAAAACCAAUACAAAAACAAAAAAAAUUGUUAUGC